This is a messenger RNA of Verticillium dahliae VdLs.17, 1985 nucleotides long. Its product is annotated as DNA-directed RNA polymerase II subunit RPB7. Bases 422 to 937 code for a protein of 171 amino acids. Gene Ontology annotation, biological process: transcription initiation at RNA polymerase II promoter; positive regulation of nuclear-transcribed mRNA poly(A) tail shortening; DNA-templated transcription. Gene Ontology annotation, cellular component: P-body; RNA polymerase II, core complex. The transcript is spliced from 4 exons. The record is from RefSeq and is a predicted model, not a curated record. Lineage: Eukaryota; Fungi; Ascomycota; Sordariomycetes; Glomerellales; Plectosphaerellaceae. Gene Ontology annotation, molecular function: single-stranded RNA binding; translation initiation factor binding; single-stranded DNA binding.
GCGAUCCCAUCAAUUGACCGCCCGUCGCCAGGAGUUAGUGUGGCGCGUCUCAGUAGCCCCGACCCCAGCUCAGGAGGCCUUCGUGCAUUUUAGUUUCCUUCCGUCUUUCUUUCACUGUAUCCUCCGUGCCAUCACGACACUGGCGCGAAGCAACAUCCCAUCGCUAGAGCUUGCUCUUCCCUGUCUUUGACACUCGGCCGCGACAGCAAAAGCGCCCCGGCCAACGCGAGGUCGCGUAGCAUUUACUCUGAAGAAGCUUAAGACGACGGUACUGCUCGACUUGGCCAGUUUUCGAGAGGUGCGCAACGCAUCAAGCAGGCGACAGGGACCGACUUUUCGAGGCGACCAAUUGCGAGCGACUUGGAGCUGAACUUUUGCCUCGACACCAUCACACACACACACACACACACACAUCGCGAAGAUGUUCUUCCUCAAGAACAUGGAGCGCAGGGUCACCCUGCACCCUUCGUACUUUGGGCGCAACAUGCACGACUUGGUUACGAGCAAGCUACUGAAGGAUGUCGAGGGCACCUUUGCCGGAAGCUACUACGUCAUCUCCAUCAUGGACACGUUUGAUAUCUCCGAGGGAAAGAUUUUGCCUGGUAGUGGUCUCGCCGAGUUCAACGUCGGGUACCGUGCGGUCGUGUGGAGGCCCUUCAAGGGCGAGACGGUUGAUGCCGUUGUCUACUCCGUCAACCAUCAGGGCUUCUUUGCUCAGGCUGGUCCUCUGCGACUCUUCGUGUCUGCUCACUUGAUUCCUUCGGAAAUCAAGUGGGAUCCCAACGCGACGCCGCCACAGUUCACGGACAACGAUGACACCAUCAUCGAGCCCGGAACGCACGUGCGCGUCAAGGUUAUCGGUACUCGUGCCGAAGUCAGCGAGAUGUGGGCCAUUGGUAGUAUCAAGGAGGAUUACCUUGGCUGCCUUCAGGAUUAAGUGAUACCCCCCUCUGGGGCUACUGCUGCGAGAGCGGUGGGGCCUCGAUGGAGAGCGAGUACAAGGGCAAAAGCGAGCGUGAACCCAGAAGUCGGCCGUCCUCUGUGGUGAGGGACGGCGAUAUACAGACGAAAAUGGCUGCCGCUUCUCAACACCGUGAUCAGGGACUCGAUUGCGGCAGCCAGGCGGAGCGACCGAGAAUCACCGAUUGGGCAAUCCGGGCUCUGCCGAGCAACAAGUGUUGUGCUUUACUUGUGAGUACGUGAUCGCUGUUUCCAGCAGUGAAGACGACUGCCAGCAGCCUACACGAGCAUCGAUGCCGAAGACAGAGGGAGAGAGAGAGAAGGGGAGAAAGGAAGGGAGAAAGAAAGAAAGAAAGAAAGACACAAAAUCGAGUUCGUCAGAUGAACAGGGAGCAAUCCAACUUCCUUGGAUGUGGCAUUUGGUGCAGAACACUUGAUGGUCUAUCCAGGUGUAUUUUCUGCCAGGGAUUACAUAUAUGCAGGCGCGGUAUAUGGUCUGGUGGACGUGACGGCCGAAUAAACUUGGUUGCGAGACUCCACCCAAUUCUUCAUGCACGUCUCCCUCACAAGUCUUCAGACUUUGGUAUUACAUAGUGUUACACGAGCGACACGGACAGUGCUGUUGUUAUGCCUUGGUCUGCUCGAUCUCGUCCAUCUUGGCCUCGACAUCCGCUGGAUCGAAGCGGUGCAUGAGCUUGAGGGCCUUUGUGACCAAUUUGGGGUCCUCGUCUGGGGCACCCGACUUGGCAAAGUGAAUCUAAGGAAUCAUCCAGCCUCUCAUUCAGACCCAACGCAGGAGGACUGGGAGACCUACCACGGGCACGUCAAAGUCGUACAAGUCCUUCCAAGGUUUUGCCUCGGGAGUCGUAAUCUUGACCUCGUGGAAGUCAAAGGGCCGGCGGUCCCAAACGUUUGAGAGGGCCGACUUGGCUCUUACGCAGAGACCGCAGCCGUCCCGGGUGAAGAGUGUGAUGCGGCAGGGAUGGAGUAGGCGAGCUGUCGGAAACAUGGCGCACUUGAUUCUA